This is a messenger RNA of Populus nigra (black poplar), 3331 nucleotides long. RefSeq lists its product as uncharacterized. NCBI's taxonomy places the organism in Eukaryota, Viridiplantae, Streptophyta, Magnoliopsida, Malpighiales, Salicaceae. The coding region runs from base 191 to 3184 and encodes 997 amino acids. The record is from RefSeq and is a predicted model, not a curated record. The transcript has 6 exons.
UCCGACACUUCCUUCCUUCUCUCUCACUUCCUAGUCGGUGAACAAAAAAACAAAACACCAAAGUCUCUUCCUUCUCUCUGCUAAAAUCACACGCUGUGCCUGUGUCUGUGACAUCAUCCUUGCUCUACAGCGCGAAUCUCCGGUCACAUUCCACCGGAAUGUCAGAUUCCUUCUGCCAGUAGGUGUUGAGAUGAACGGGAUGCAGUACAGAAAGGGUCAGAAAAUUGAGAAACCGUUUCCAGGAUGCUUGGGCAGGAUGGUGAAUCUUUUUGAUUUAAGCAAUGGGGUCGCUGGAAACAGGCUGCUCACAGAUAAGCCACAUCAUGAUGGUUCUUCAAUCUCAAGGAGUCAAUCAGAUGUGGCAAGGAUGUUGAGUUUGCCCGUUGGAGAUCAGGUUGAGGAUAAAAUGAUUGUAUCUGAGUUAAGGAGAAGCUCCUUGAAUAAGAAAGCAAAUGCAACACCUAUGAAGACACUCAUUGCCCAAGAAAUGUCCAAAGAAGUGGAAUCUAAGCAUAAUCCACCCAAUUUGGUUGCCAAGUUGAUGGGACUUGAUUCCCUCCCUCACCAGCAGCCUGUUGCAGCUGAUGCACAAAGAAGCCACUCUAGAGGUUCUUCGAGGCGUUCUUUAAGUCACUCUGGGAUAUUUGUGGAGUCUUGGGAUGAAGAUCAUAGUUGUUUGGACAAGCAGAUGCCCAGUGAAGGUCGCCUGUGCCAAGAGCAAAGUGAAUACAAAGAUGUCUAUGAAAUCUGGCAGCAAUCCCAAAAGACAAUGGUGAGACACAGUUCACCUCAAAAACGAAAUCACAAUGAAAAUGUAAAUACAAAAAAGAUGGCUCUUGUUUGCCAGAAGUUCAUGGAAGCAAAACGUCUGUCAACAGAUGAAAAGGGCCGCCAGUCCAAGGAAUUCCAAGAUGCACUAGAAGUGUUAAGUUCCAAUAAAGAUUUAUUCCUCAAGUUUCUGCAGGAACCAAAUUCAUUGUUCUCUCAACAUCUGCAUGACAUGCAAUCUAUGCCUCCAUCUCCUGAGACAAAGCACAUCACAGUUCUUAGGCCUUCUAAGGUGGUUGAUGAUGAAAGGUUUGCUGGGUCAGGGAAGAAGAGCGACAAACCUACAAAGCAACAGGCACAUACUGGGCAAGCUACUGGGUGGGAAAGCAAUCUUGGAUAUUCUCCUGCCUUUUCCAAUGAGAAGAUUGUUGAAUAUCCUCCUGCUCAACCUACUCGAAUAGUAGUAUUGAAACCUAGCCCUGGGAAGAUCCAUGACAUCAAGGCUCUGGUAUCACCACCCUCAUCACCACCAAGAAUGUUACAUGGUGAAGAUUUUUAUGAUGAACCUGAAGAUGUUGAGGCUCAGGAACCAAGAGAGGUGGCAAAGUUGAUCACUCGGAACAUGCGUGAAAACCUGAUGGGCCAUCGGAGGGAUGAAACUCUUCUUUCUUCCGUGUAUUCCAAUGGCUACACUGGUGAUGACAGUUCAUUUAACAAAUCAGUAAAUGACUAUGCAGUGGAAAAUCUAAGUGAUACGGAAAUCAUGUCACCAACUUCUAGACAUUCAUGGGAUUACAUCAAUAGGUUUGAUAGCCCCUACUCCACUUCCUCCUUCAGCCGUGCAUCUUGUUCUCCAGAGUCAUCUGUUUGCAGAGAAGCAAAGAAGCGACUUUCUGAAAGAUGGGCAAUGAUGGCAUCAAAUGGGAGAGCUCUGGAGCAAAAAAAUGCCCGGAGAAGCUCUAGCACUUUGGGGGAGAUGCUUGCGCUUUCGGAUACAAAGAAAUUUAUGAGAGCUGAGGAAGAGGAUAGUAUUAAGGAACAACAACCAAGAGGAUCUACAUCUUGCAUCACUAGUCAUUUAAAUAAGGAAGAUGGCACGGCUGAUUCUCCUAGAACUCUUCUAAGGUCCAAGUCUUUGCCUGUCUCUACCACGGUGCAUGUUGCUAGGCCCAAUGUUGAAGUUUCACCCCCUGAUGCUGAAAAAACUGAAGUUCUGAAGGAUCUGACAAGGGCAAAGAGCGUGAAAUCUUCUCUAAAGGGGAAAGUUUCUAGUUUAUUUUUCUCGAGGAACAAGAAACCAAGUAAAGAUAAAUCUGUUGCAUGUCAAUCUAAAGAUGAAUUUCAGUCUGCCAUCCCUGAAACCCCUAGUUUACCAAUUCCUUUGACUGAAAAAGUUAGUGAUGGUGCAGCUCAAUGUACUAAUAACUCUGGCCAUGAAAAGUGUUCAUCUCAUGGUUUACAUGCGCCAGCAGGCAUACAUACCUAUCCAGAUUUUAUCAGCAUGGAAACAAAACAAGACAUUGUUUCUCAUGAGGGUGGUCUAUCUGUAACAAAGCCUGUGGUGCCUGGGAAUAUGAAUGAGAAUCAGGAUCAGCCAAGUCCAAUCUCAGUUUUAGAACCCCCAUUUGAAGAGGAUGACAACACAAUUCUGGAGGCUUCUGGCUUGAUACAGAAGCCAGAUUGUAGGGGAAUAGAGGUGCCUCUUAAGUCUAACUUGAUUGGUAAAUCACCACCUAUAGAAUCAGUAGCUCGAACCCUAACAUGGGAUAAUUCUUGUGCGGAGACAGCUAGUUCUUAUCCACUAAAACCCUCUCCCUCCCCAGUCUCCUUGGGUGCUGAGGAAGAUGAAAAGUACUGGUUUUCCUUUGUCCAAACUCUACUAACAGCAGCUGGCCUUGAUUGCGAAGUGCAAUUAGAUUCAUUUUUUUCCAGAUGGCAUUCACCUGAAAGCCCAUUGGACCCACAAUUGAGAGACAAAUACGCUAAUCCAAAUGACAAGGAGCUUUUGCACGAGGCAAAGCGAAGGCAGAGACGAUCGAAUCAGAAACUUGUAUUUGACUGUGUGAAUGCAGCACUUGUUGAAAUCACAGGUCAUGGAUCAGACAGGAGCACAAGGGCUGUGACGUGCAGUGGGGUACAAAACAGGUUGGUAGAGGAUGCACAACCCAUGGUAGCUGAAUACGUGUGGGCUCAGAUGAAGGAAUGGUUUUGUAGUGAUGUGAGAUGUGCUUCUGGGGAUGGUGGUGGGGACAGCAACAGCCUGGUGGUGGAGAUGGUGGUGAGGAAGGAGGUGGUAGGGAAAGGGUGGAUAGAUAAGAUGAGAGCGGAGUUAGAUACUUUACGGAACGAAAUAGAAGGAAAGCUGCUGGAUGAACUUGUUGAGGAGACUGUCACUGAUUUCGCAGGUAGGAUGUGAUGAGGCUUUUUAACUCUUUUUUCCCUAUUUAUUGCAUCAAGCUAUCUAUUUGUGUAAUUGAAUUUCAACAAUGAGGAUCCCAACACCUUAUUUGUUCAAUACCUGUAAGUGCCUAAAUUAGUAAAUAAAUAUGUGCUAUUUGGCAAA